AAUGGGAGUUCGGACUCCGCGGUUCUAAAUGAUACUUCCCUAUAUUCUGCGGCAGAUAGGCGCUCACAACUCGCCCAAAUUCCUGCUUCCAUACGGAUAUUCAUGACACAAUACCACACCACAUACUUCUCACUAAGCUCUAAAAAUGUAAUGCUGCAGUGGGUGUGAAAGCAUUUUUUGACAUGAUGCAUAGUGGUCCCCAUAAGCUGAUGCUCUUCGGAGGUGCCUGUACCCACGUUACCGAUCCGAUAGCCAAAGCUUCGAAACAUUGGCAUCUCACUCAGUUAUCUUAUGCGGAUACUCACCCGAUGUUCACAAAAGAAAAUUUUCCAAACUUUUUUCGGAUAGUACCGUCUGAGAACGCAUUCAAUUCUCCAAGACUGUCACUGCUGAAGCAGUUCAACUGGACUAAAGUGGGAACAAUAUAUCAAAAUGAACCUCGGUACUCUUUAGCACAUAAUAGGUUGGUAGCUGAACUGGAUACAAUGAGUUAUCAAGUCCUUGAAACUCAAAGUUUCACAAAUGAAGUGAACAGCGCCCUAACGAAAUUGAAGGAAAAGGAUACAAGGAUAAUUUUAGGGAAUUUCAAUGAGAGAUGGGCUAGGGAAAUUUUCUGUGAAGCUUACAAACUGAAAAUGUUCGGAAAAAAAUAUCAGUGGAUCAUAAUGGGAACAUACGGUUAUGAAUGGUGGAAAAAGUUAGAGCCUCAAUUCAACUGUAGCCUAGAAGAACUUGAGAGUGCGUUGGAUCAGACAAUCCUCACGGAUCUGUUACCAUUAUCAACAAGUGGAGAGAUAACCAUCUCUGGAAUAGUGAGUAGAAACUUAUUUGGAAGACUAUAGCUCUUUGUUAGCCCGAUUUCAGCUGAUAAUAAUCUCAAAA
This is a messenger RNA of Leptinotarsa decemlineata (Colorado potato beetle), 882 nucleotides long. RefSeq names its product gamma-aminobutyric acid type B receptor subunit 2 (gene GABA-B-R2). The record is from RefSeq and is a predicted model, not a curated record. Lineage: Eukaryota; Metazoa; Arthropoda; Insecta; Coleoptera; Chrysomelidae. Gene Ontology annotation, biological process: G protein-coupled receptor signaling pathway; gamma-aminobutyric acid signaling pathway. Gene Ontology annotation, molecular function: G protein-coupled GABA receptor activity. Gene Ontology annotation, cellular component: G protein-coupled receptor heterodimeric complex; membrane.